AUGAUUGCACAAACAACAAAUUCAGUUUCAAAUAAUGAAGACCAACAUGUUACUAUGGAUAUUCCAAUAAAUAAAGAAGUUGCAUAUCAUUUUAUACCAACACAAGGCAGCCACAUAGAUGAUGAUGACACAGGUUUUUAUAAAGAUCAAAAUUGCGAUUGGUGGCUGCGAGCUACAAAGCUUAAAAGUUGUAAUAGAUUUGAAAUUGUUAAGUAUCGCAACACUCACUCAUGUGAAGCACAACACAUUAUAAGUCAUCAUCCACAUGCUUCUGCGGAUGUCACUGCAGAAUACAUGCUACCUAGUUUCUUGAAUGGAAAAGGUCCAUCCACAAGAGAUAUAAAAAUUAUUGUUCAAGCAGAUUUGGGUUGCAAGAUUAGCUACUGGAAGUAUUUGAAAAUCAGUGAGAUAGCAAAGGCUAUAAUAAGAGGGACACCGGAUUAUGGGUAUACCAUUCUAGAUGGUUACUGUCAUAUGCUAAUGAGUGUAAAUGAAAGAAGCAAGACAUCCUUGAAGAUUGAUGACCAGGUAAGGUUUAAAUAUUUUUUUGUAUCUCUUGGAGCUUGGAUUAGGGGAUUCGUGCACAUGAAAAAAGUCUUAGUUGUUGAUGGAACAUUCUUAAGUGGUCGUUAUGAUGGAGUUUUGUUGGUUGCUGUAGCGCAAGAUACAGAGAAUCAUAUUUUUCCUGUUGCAUUUUGUGUAGUAGAUAAGGAGUGUGAUGCCGCAUAUCAAUACUUUUUUGAGAAACCAUUAGAGAUCAUCCCUAAUACUUCAAAAUUGUGCAUCAUUUCUGAUAUGCAUCCAAGCAUCGGAAAAGCAAUAUUAAAAUUUUAUUCUAAAGCACACCACGGCUGUUGUACGAGAAUUAUCAAUGCGCAAGUUGCUAAUUAUCUACAGAAGAUUGGCUUUGACAAAUGGAGUAGAGCAUAUUUUCCAGAAAACAGAUAUAAUAAAUUGAGCUCAAAUAUUGUUAAGUCUGUUAAUGCAAUACUUAAGGAAGAAAGAGAAUUUCCUAUUACUGCUUUGUUCAAUGAUAUAAGUAAGCGAUGGUCAGAAUUAUUUCAUGAGAGACGGAUGAAAUAUGCCAAGUUAAAAAUCAUCUUUGUCCCUUCAACAGAAACUAAAAUAAUAGCUAACAAGAAUUUGGUAAAUAAGCUUUUGAUCCAUCAAAUAGAUGAAGACACGUUCAGUGUUACCGUAGAUAAUGGGAUUGCAAUGGUCCGUCUACGAAGCAAAACAUGUUCGUGUCGAGAGUUUGAUUUGGAUAAAAUACCAUGUCAACAUGCUAUGGCAGCACUUAGACAUAAAUUUGGAGAUGAGUAUGGAAAGAUGAUUUACGAGUAUUCUUCUCCAUAUUAUAAGGUAGAGUCAUACAUACUUGCAUAUGCAAACCCAAUUUAUUCGGUACUAGCUGAAGAAUUUUGGAACCUUCCACCAAAAGUUUUGGAGAGAGUAAUACCUCCACCUGAAAAGAAGACUAAACCGGGAAGAAAGUGGUGA
Molecule: messenger RNA, 1500 nt
Organism: Capsicum annuum
Lineage: Eukaryota; Viridiplantae; Streptophyta; Magnoliopsida; Solanales; Solanaceae
Exons: 4
Coding region: 1-1500 (499 amino acids)
Molecular function (GO): zinc ion binding
Source: RefSeq, a predicted model, not a curated record